Messenger RNA from Aspergillus saccharolyticus JOP 1030-1, 2528 nucleotides. Its product is annotated as ATP-binding cassette long-chain fatty acid transporter PXA2. Gene Ontology annotation, cellular component: peroxisomal membrane. Lineage: Eukaryota; Fungi; Ascomycota; Eurotiomycetes; Eurotiales; Aspergillaceae. The transcript is spliced from 4 exons. The record is from RefSeq and is a predicted model, not a curated record. Bases 172 to 2343 code for a protein of 723 amino acids. Gene Ontology annotation, biological process: long-chain fatty acid import into peroxisome; very long-chain fatty acid catabolic process; fatty acid beta-oxidation. Gene Ontology annotation, molecular function: ABC-type transporter activity; ATP binding; long-chain fatty acid transmembrane transporter activity.
UGACAACAACCUCUCUCCAUCAUCAUCAUCAUCAUCAUCAUCAUCAAUCCUCACUCUUUCCUUUCCACUAACAUUACUACAACACCUCUUUAUCCGGUGUCAUGCUUUCUAUAUACUUGAUAAUAUCGCCCAGCUACGGUAGAUAAUUGAUCUAUCUACUUUCAGCCCGCGAUGGCCGUCCAGUCCAAGCUCCUCUUCCUGCCGUCCGAGCCCUGGUCCAUACCUGUCCGUCAACUCCUCUCCCGGUUCACCUCCCUCUACCUCCGCCACCGCAAACAAAUCUCCCGAACCGUUUAUAUAGCCCUAUUUGCUGCCCUCGUCAAGCGCAUACACAAUGCCAUCUCCGAGCAGAAAGCCGCCUCCCAGCAACAGGCGGAGUUGCGGAGUAAACGGCCCGGCACGAGUAGCCUAGGCGAUGGCGCCAACUCCAACGGCAGUAGCCCCAGUGAUAUACCCCGGAAGAAGGUUGAGGUGAAUCGCGAGUUCUUUCGAAACUUGCUCCGGCUGCUGAAGAUCGUGAUUCCAGGGUGGAGGAGCAAGGAGUUGCGGCUGUUGUUCGGUCAUAGUGUGUUUCUGGUGCUGAGGACACUGCUGAGUUUAUAUGUCGCCGAGUUGGACGGGCGGCUGGUGAGUAAUCUGGUGAGGGGCAAAGGGAAGGAUUUCUUGUUCGGCCUGGUGUGGUGGAUGCUUGUCGCGGUACCGGCAACAUUUACGAACUCGAUGCUGUCGUACCACCAAUGUAAGCUUGCGCUGAGCUAUCGCAAGCGUCUCACAGACUACAUUCACGAGAAGUACCUGUCGAACAUGACUUUCUACGCCAUUUCAGCGCUGGACGAUCGGGUCAAGAAUCCGGAUCAGCUUAUCACUGUCGACGUGUCUCGCUUCUCUGACAGUCUAGCAGAGCUGUAUUCGAACUUGGCUAAGCCCGUUCUUGAUAUGGCCAUCUACAACUAUUCGCUUUCAAAGAGUGUCGGUGGUGAGGGGCUUUUCCUCAUGGGUCUUCUAGUGCAGGUUUCGGCCAACGUCAUGCGGGCCCUCACGCCGCCCUUUGGUAAAUAUGUGGCGGACGAAGCUCGUCUGGAAGGAGAGUUCCGGUUCCUUCACUCACGCCUGAUUGACUAUAGUGAGGAGAUUGCGCUUUACCAUGGCCAUGAGGCCGAGAAAGACACGCUCGACAAGGGUUAUUUCACCCUGAUCAAGCAUGUGAACCGCAUCCUCCGGAGACGCCUUUAUCACGGCUUCAUGGAGGAUUUCGUCAUUAAGUACUUCUGGGGCGCUUUGGGCUUGAUCCUCUGCAGCAUUCCUGUCUUCUUCAAGAUCCCCGGCCAGGUCACGCAAACUAUGGGUGAUCGGACCGAGAGCUUCGUUACUAACCGACGCAUGCUCCUCUCCUCUUCCGACGCCUUCGGUCGCCUCAUGUUCUCCUACAAAGAGAUUUCCGAGCUAGCUGGCCACACCGCGCGCGUUUCGACCCUCCUCGAAGUCAUGGACGACCUGCAAUCAGGCCACUUCGAGAAGAAACUCGUCUCCUCAGCGACGGACUCGACCUCCGCUCACGCAGCAACGCUCUCCUCGCGCGGAACCGUCACCGAGACGGCCGACUCGAUCGAGUUCCACGAGGUACCCAUUGUCUCGCCGAACGGGGACAUCCUCGUGCGCGCCCUCUCCUUCACCGUUCGACCGGGCGACCAUCUACUGAUCGUCGGCCCCAACGGCUGCGGCAAGUCGUCGCUCUUCCGCAUCCUCGGCGGCCUGUGGCCCGUCUACGGCGGCACCGUCCACAAGCCCCCGCCCGACCAGAUCUUCUACAUCCCGCAGCGGCCCUACCUCUCGCGCGGCACCCUGCGCCAGCAGGUCAUCUACCCAGACAGCCUGCGCGACAUGCGCGCCAAGGGCAUCACAGACGACGACCUCUACGAGAUUCUGAGCGUGGUCGAGAUCGCCGCCGUCGUCGACCGCCCCGGCGGCUGGGACGCCGAGGAGGAGUGGCGCGACGUCCUCUCCGGCGGCCUGCAGCAGCGCAUCGCCAUGGCCCGCCUCUUCUACCACCGGCCCCAAUACGCCAUCCUCGACGAGUGCACCUCCUCCGUCACCCUCGAGGUCGAGCGCAUCAUGUACGAGACCGCCAAGCGCCUCGGCAUCACCCUCAUGACCGUCUCCCACCGCCGCAGUCUGUGGAAGUACCACCGUCGCAUCCUGCAAUUCGAUGGGCAGGGUGGCUACAUCUUCACCAAGUUGGAUUGGGAGCGCAGGUUACAAUUGGAAGAUGAGAAAGAAGAUUUGGAGCUCCACCUCCGCGCUGUGCCGGAACUGCAGAAACGCCUGGCUGAGUUGACCGCAUGAGGGACAUUAUAUAUACGAUGACAAGACAGGUAUUGGUAGAGUAAUCUUGGCUUUGGGGUAAUUCUGUCCUAGCCUCUGUAGCUCGCUUCAGCGCUUUGCCUUCCGUGCCCUAUUUAUAACAUCGCCUAUCGGGCAAUAUUUGUUUAUGAAUACGUGUUGAAUGACACUAUAAACACGGAACAUUC